Trematosphaeria pertusa is the source of this 999-nucleotide messenger RNA. RefSeq lists its product as uncharacterized. The transcript has 3 exons. The record is from RefSeq and is a predicted model, not a curated record. Bases 1 to 999 code for a protein of 332 amino acids. NCBI's taxonomy places the organism in Eukaryota, Fungi, Ascomycota, Dothideomycetes, Pleosporales, Trematosphaeriaceae.
AUGAAUGAUUCAUUGACCUCAGAGCAGUUUCUCAAUGGAGACUCUCCAGAUAAUCGACCCUCAUCUUCAUCUUCAUCGUCUAAUGACAGCGAGGCUAGUGGACUUUCGUCAAAUGCUGAACAACCUGUUGUGGAAUCCCCUCUAACGUCACCCGCGUCAAUGAGAAGACCAGGUCAUGAUGGAUCACAUGACGAUGAUGGACUCACUGAGUCGGAUAGAUCAGUGCGCGAAACAAGCCCUGAGUCUGCCCACCAGGCUAGGCCCGAUCUGACUAAGACCACGGUGGUGGGUUACGAGCUGCUGGCGGACAAGCUGAGCGAGGUGCCAAAAGAUGGCCGAAUUGUUCCGGGAGAGGAAGCUGUGGUACCCAUGUAUCGCAAGUUCGAGCAUCUGAACCAUCGCGUCCUGCUUCACCUCCAGGAUGAAAUUUCGGAGCUCGAGGAGGAACUUCGUUGUCUGGACGAGUGCAUCGCACAGUGCUCGCCGAGGGAUCAAGUAGGGCAUGUCCAUCCUGCAUCUAGACGUGGCGACGCCCGCUACGGGAACGAGCUGCAUUAUCGGAGAACAGAGUUGCUAGGUCGGGUCUAUCUCAAGCUUGGCCAAUACAACUCAGCUCUGUCUUCAUUCAGCAACAUGCUCAAGAAGCUGGAUCCGGCCAACACCGAGGACAUUCAGGCGUACCGCAGCUGGAUAGAGAAGCGUUCACCGAUCGACCAUGCCGAGACCCGCUUUCUCGAGCGCAAGACUGAUCUGCUCGCGGUGAAAGGAGGGAGGUCAGCAAGUAGCGUUGGUGGCGUCACAUCUCACCAAUCUGCAGCAAUUUGGCUCCCACUGAUCCUCGUGCUACCUCUCAUGGCGUUCGCUAUAGUUCCCGGGCUGCUUGGGAGGCUGUUUAUCCUCACACUACUCGGCGGCGCGAUAAUGAAGCUACUAACGUCAACAAAGGAGCUAAUGGACAUGAUGACAAUUAGAGAGUGGGCGGGAUGCUUUUCCAUGUAA